Molecule: messenger RNA, 2050 nt
Organism: Impatiens glandulifera
Lineage: Eukaryota; Viridiplantae; Streptophyta; Magnoliopsida; Ericales; Balsaminaceae
Product: protein DGS1, mitochondrial
Exons: 14
Coding region: 42-1826 (594 amino acids)
Cellular component (GO): mitochondrial outer membrane
Source: RefSeq, a predicted model, not a curated record
GUCUGCCUACUCAAGGUGGGAGAAAGGAUUGAUCGGAAAUCAUGGCAUCGCCGCCGGCUGACCAAUCGACGGGCGUCGGAGCCCUUUUCUCUACCUAUUCCAAUCAACUAUGGAGCCGCCUUGCCACUUUAUUACCGUCCUCGACCCCCAAAUUUCUUGGGAUAUUUAAUAAUCCCAACCGCCAAACAAGUCCGGCUCGAUAUCGCAGUCGGAGAACGUCGCUCCCUCUUCCAUUACCAUAUCCCUCUCUUGGUUGCAGUUUUGAAGCAUCCAAAUUUUCUAAGGUUUUUGAGGCCCUGGAAGACAUUUUGGAGAUUGUAUUUUUGAAUCUGCACAACAUUCAAAAGAACUUGCAGUUCUGGCAAUCUAAAGCAGAGGGAUCAAAUGCUCAGAAAAAGUACUUUAUGAUCUUUGAGAGAGGGCCAAAGGCAUUUGUUCAUGAAACAUAUCAGCUUCUACAUGAUGUUAUUGUUGAAAAUUCUAGCACUCAAAGUCUUUCUCAGUCUGCCUCUACUCAUAUAUCCGUGAGGAUAUCUAUCUUAACCAGCUUAAGAUAUCAUCUGGCAACUUUUCUGGCACAGUUCUAUAUGGAGAUUGAUAGAUUCGGGGAGGCUUUUGUCGAGGAUGAUGAGAAAUCUUUACUCUCAUUAUUUGUAGCCCUUGAUGGAUUAUUUUCACAAUUGGAAGCAUCAAUAAGUCUUCUCCCAGUGACUAGUCAAGGGGGUAUAUCUAGUGACGGGAGCUUUUCAAUCCCUUUGACAUUUGGAAAGCUGUCAGAGGUGAAUCAUGAAGGUUCCCAAUGGACGGAAUGUGAGAUUAAAGACAUUGUCACGAGGAUUUAUGAAAACCUAAACAAGUUGGACUCACAUUUGUCAGGAAUUGUUGCCAAGCACCGAAAACCAAAGAAAGUUACUCUGUACUGGAUGCAUUACACGUGUGGAGCUAUAGGUGUUUCACUCUGUUCAAUAUGGCUCCUACGCCAUAGCAGUAUAAUGGGAAGUCCUGACAUUGACAAUUGGAUUCAUGAGGCUAAAGACUCAACAAUGGUUUUCUGGACUGAACACGUUGAACAACCACUUUCAGCAAUAAGAGAUGAACUUUUUGAGACAUUUAGAAAGAGACAUGAAGGUGAGAUGGAGCUGGAAGAAGUACAGUUAACUGCAAACUCUCUACACAGAAUGUUACUAGCCUUUGGUGAGCAGACUAAAGGUCAAAAAUUACCUGAAAAUGCAUCAGAUCAGGAAAUGAUGGAAAUUGUCAUGGCCAGAUAUGAGAAGGAACUGAUGCAUCCCAUCCAGAGUCUUGUUGGUGGAGAGCUUGCCCGAGCUUUGCUUAUCCAGAUUCAGAAGCUGAAACUUGAUACUGAAACGGCAAUGCUUGAACUGAAUCAGAUUCUCAGGGCUAACGAAAUUAACUUUGCAAUUCUCGCUGCUCUACCAGCUUUCUUCCUCUCCGUUGGUCUGCUCAUGUUAGUGCGUGCUUGGUUGAAGCAGGAUACUAGAGCAGAAGGACAGGGAAGAAUUGCCAGAAUUCAAAGGAGGCUACUAAUAGUGGAAGUUGAGAAAAGAAUCAUGCAUUUUCAAAUUUGUGUUGAUAGAAGGAUGGAAAAAGAUGCUGAAUACAUGUAUGGAUUGGUUUUAUAUAGUCUAGAUCGGUUAUACCAUGCUGUGGAGAGGCAUGCCAAGGCAGCAGGAGAAUGGCCGUGUUUAAGACAAGAUAUAGUCGAUUUGGCGAAACCAGGCUUGAAAACUGAACACAAGUUCAUUAUCACGUCGCGAUUGGAACGUGUUUACGACUGCUUGCUUCCUUCGUCAAAGCGCUCUUAGUUUUUUCCUUUAUUCGAGAGAGAAUAGGAGAUUGAUUGUUGUUAAUCAGAGGGGCAGCAAAAGCAAUGUGUGUUCAAGCCGGACAUUUAUUCUGCCUGGAUUUUGGCAGUAAAAUUGUGUAUCUGUAUUCUGGAAAAGGGGUUCUUAUGCAUACGGCAGCUCCUGCAAUGUAACUAACAAAUUUUGGAACUUAACUUUCAAUGUGAUCUUUUCCACCUUCUUUU